Drepanopeziza brunnea f. sp. 'multigermtubi' MB_m1 is the source of this 909-nucleotide messenger RNA. RefSeq lists its product as uncharacterized. NCBI's taxonomy places the organism in Eukaryota, Fungi, Ascomycota, Leotiomycetes, Helotiales, Drepanopezizaceae. The record is from RefSeq and is a predicted model, not a curated record.
AUGGAGGAAAAGGGGGGAGUGACCGCUAAGCGAGGUGCGCAACGGGCCGCAUCGCUCCUGCCCAAAAGAGUAAAACGGACUCCUCCUCAGUUCUGGUCGACGUCCCAAGAUCCGGCCUCGCCAUGCCUCAAUAGCAUCCAUACCCCAGACUUAUUCCACACUCCACCGCAUUCCUCAACUCGUUCAUCGCCGCAGCCAGCAGCCAGCUGGCAAUUCAAUGCCGGGACUCCUCCCUCUCCUAUACAAGCUCCACACCUCGCUCAAGCACUCCCAGCAGGCAUCGAACUCUCCACCUCCCUGCUACCGCGGAACACCACUCCCGCCACACGCACUCCCGACCCACGUAGCUGGGAUCCCGCACUGGUGGACCACUACCACUACCAGCACCACCACCUCUCCGCGACCAUGCGCAGCGCCUCCUUCCCUGGCCGCUACCACGGCCACCACGGCGGCGGCAGCGGCGGCGAAGUCCCCCUUCCGCACCCCAUCUUCCACCGCCUCGGCCCCGAGAACCGCGAGCAGAUCCGGCAGUGGCUCGUCGUGAACGAGGACCGCAUCUUCGCUGGCCUCCUCGUGUUCGUGUGCGUGAUGGGCCUGGCCGGGAUGUGGCGGUCCAGAGAGCCGAUGGUGGAGUGGUGGUGUGGGCGCAGACGGAGGCAGACGGGGAGGGGGAGGGGGAGGGGGGCUCUGGUGACGGUGGGUAUCUUGCGGAAUGGUGCGGUGGCGAGCGAGAGGGACACGUUGUUGGAGGCCUGUUGUGAGGAAAGGGUGGUGAAGAGGGUGCGGUUUGUGGAGGACGAGGGGGCGACGGUGGUUAUCUUCGAUGGGAACCAGGGAAGGGAGACGGUAGUGGUGGGUUUUCGGGAAGAGGGCGGCGGCGGGUUUGGGGACGUGUCUGGACGGGAGUAA